This is a messenger RNA of Rhagoletis pomonella (apple maggot), 1163 nucleotides long. RefSeq lists its product as uncharacterized. The record is from RefSeq and is a predicted model, not a curated record. The transcript is spliced from 4 exons. Gene Ontology annotation, molecular function: transcription coactivator activity. Gene Ontology annotation, cellular component: SAGA complex. The coding region runs from base 74 to 1138 and encodes 354 amino acids. NCBI's taxonomy places the organism in Eukaryota, Metazoa, Arthropoda, Insecta, Diptera, Tephritidae.
AUUGUUACAUUUCUAACUAUUUGGGAAUUGAAUUAAACCAAAAGCGGUGGAAAUAAACAGAGAAUCUUUAAGCAUGAUGCCGCGUCAACUUUGGGGCCAAUUCAAAGAAACCUCCUCCAAGGAGAAUGAAUCUGACAAAAUGGUUCCAGUGGCGGCAAAACGAACAAAGCUCGAAGAAAUGCAAGACAGAUUGCCUUCAACUAUUACCAAGAAUGUCGAACUGAAAGUGAAAAAUCCCUUAGUAACGCAAACUAUCGAAGUAAUGAAGCAGACGGAAAUGUUACAAUCACUAAUUGAUACAUAUUCCAACAAAUCGGGCACAUCCAAUUACUUGCUUAAUCCUUGCCAAAUGAUACCUGAGGUGGAUUUCCCUCCCGAGAAUGCCGUUGAUUUUAUAAAUGAUGACAAAUUCGCCAAACCGAUAUGGUUCAUACCACCAAUUGAAACACAGUUUGCUCGAGGAGUUCCACAUGCAUAUCCACAAAUAAAUCCCAAAAUAUGCCUCGCUGCCCUGCGAAAGGCAGUUUGUGGGCAACUACGCGUCUGUGGAUUUACAGAUAUAUCGGAGUCAGCGCUGGUGCUGUUUGCCGAUGCAGCACAGGAAUUUAUGCGUAACUUUAUGCAGAAAAUUCGGGAAGUACAUGCCAAUAAUCCACAGCUGGAAAUUCAAAAUGAGGUCGAAGUAAAGAGCCUCGAGAAAGCUUACUACUCGCUCACCAAUGCAUCAUUGACUCAAGUUCAUAAUUAUUUUAAGCACCAGCUAGUGGCUCGUAACCGAAGCGAAAUAGCAGAAUUUAAUGGUGUGCUGCAGGAAUAUGAUAAAUUAAUGAAGGAGAGUCAAAGUAUGCAAAAGGAAGAAUUCCAAGAAGGUGAUUUUUUGAAUAUACUGGAGAUGCCAGCAUCCAAUGAGCAAAAUGUCGGUGUUUUGAGUGCCGGCAUGCAAGAUCUGCCGAGUACAGGCUCUGGCAGCUCCCAAAGCGGUGCCGGCAUGUUAAGUAUGCUUGAGGGACAGUCUCACAUGACUGUACAACAUGCGGGGAUAUAUAAAGAUGCUUUUCGUGCUAAAGAAUGUACCACGAUAGGACAGAACAAUAGUUCAAAUAUUAAUACAUAUGCAACAGAAUCUUUUUUGAAUUAAAUGCUCAGAAUUUAAACCAAACUUA